This is a messenger RNA of Spinacia oleracea (spinach), 1831 nucleotides long. Its product is annotated as GDP-mannose 3,5-epimerase 1. Gene Ontology annotation, molecular function: GDP-mannose 3,5-epimerase activity; NAD binding. The record is from RefSeq and is a predicted model, not a curated record. Lineage: Eukaryota; Viridiplantae; Streptophyta; Magnoliopsida; Caryophyllales; Amaranthaceae. The transcript is spliced from 7 exons. The coding region runs from base 390 to 1523 and encodes 377 amino acids.
UUUUAGUGAUCUUGAUCUUGACUAAUGACUACUGUAUUUACAUAAUCAAAUGAAAUGCUUAGGGGCUUUCUCUUAUACCAAAAAACUAGGCUAAAGUGUAAAUUUGGCCCAGUGAACCCAAAAUCUUGGAAAAUCUAAAAUUUCCAAGUUGGUAAAAGAAGGAAGAUGACAAGCAUGGGAAUGUGACAUAGUGAUAAAGAUGGAGAGAGAAAGUUGAAAGAGAGAGAUUUGAGUGGCCAUUGCUGUGCGGUUCUUCACCACUCCUUAGCCUAUUUAUAGCACUCUCCCUCUUCUCUCAAAUUCCCUGCCCUUCUACUCCUUUUCAUUAUCACCUCACUCUCUUAUCUCUUCUUCUACUCCGUAAAGCUUCGAAUUUCGAGUUUACCGGAAUGGGGAGUAAUGAUGAAUUUGAUUACGGUGCUUACACCUAUGAUAAGCUUGAGAGGGAGGCGUACUGGCCGUCGGGGAAGUUGAGGAUUUCGGUCACUGGAGCUGGUGGUUUUAUUGGGUCCCACAUUGCUCGGCGUUUAAAACACGAAGGGCACUACGUCAUAGCUUCGGACUGGAAGAAGAACGAGCACAUGACUGAGGACAUGUUUUGUAAUGAAUUCCAUCUUGUUGAUCUUAGGGUGAUGGACAACUGCAUGAAGGUUACCAAGGACGUCGAUCAUGUGUUUAACCUUGCUGCUGAUAUGGGCGGCAUGGGUUUUAUCCAAUCAAAUCAUUCUGUUAUCAUGUAUAACAACACAAUGAUCAGUUUCAAUAUGCUUGAAGCAGCCAGGAUUACCGGUGUUAAGAGGUUCUUCUAUGCCUCAAGUGCGUGCAUCUACCCAGAAUUCAAGCAGUUGGAAACUGCCAAUGCUAGUCUCAAGGAGGCUGAUGCUUGGCCUGCUGAGCCACAAGAUGCUUAUGGCUUGGAAAAACUUGCUACAGAGGAGUUGUGCAAGCAUUACACUAAAGAUUUUGGAAUUGAAUGCCGAAUUGGACGGUUCCACAACAUUUAUGGUCCUUUUGGCACCUGGAAAGGUGGUAGGGAGAAGGCUCCAGCUGCUUUUUGCAGGAAGGUUAUUACUUCCACUGAUAAGUUUGAGAUGUGGGGAGACGGGUUACAGACUCGAUCUUUCACCUUCAUUGAUGAAUGUGUGGAAGGUGUGCUUAGAUUGACCAAGUCAGACUUCCAGGAGCCAGUGAAUAUUGGAAGUGAUGAGAUGGUUAGCAUGAACGAGAUGGCUGAGAUAAUUUUGAGCUUCGAGGAUAGGAAGCUUCCAAUCCAACAUAUUCCUGGGCCAGAGGGUGUCCGUGGUCGUAACUCAGAUAACACACUGAUUAAAGAGAAACUCGGCUGGGCUCCAACCAUGAAGUUAAAGGAUGGGCUAAGGAUAACAUACGUCUGGAUCAAGGAGCAGAUUGAAAAAGAAAAGACUAAAGGUGUGGACCUCUCAGUUUAUGGGUCGUCGAAGGUGGUCACCACCCAAGCUCCAGUUCAGUUAGGCUCUCUACGAGCUGCUGAUGGCAAGGAAUGAUGCAACUUUUUUUAUUUUUUUUUAUUUUAGUGUGGUCAGAGAAGCCAUCCACUGUUUUAGAUCAUAUAUGGGCUUUGCCUUUGUUUUAUAGAUAGUCAUAUAUGCCUCUUUUUUUUUUUUUUUGCUAUGCUUAGAAGUGAUUUUUAGUUACUACUUUUAUCAAGUUUCAUCUUAACAGAAAAUUGCCCUGCCCUGCCCUGCCCUGCCCUCGCAUAUUUAUGUAGAAUUAUUGACAAGACCAUUGUCAUCACUGUGGUAUUACCAUUUUUUUUUUAUCUCCACUAUAUAUAUACUAUAUAUAUAUCUCA